Molecule: messenger RNA, 7165 nt
Organism: Acanthopagrus latus (yellowfin seabream)
Lineage: Eukaryota; Metazoa; Chordata; Actinopteri; Spariformes; Sparidae
Gene: mtmr3
Product: myotubularin related protein 3
Exons: 20
Coding region: 321-4157 (1278 amino acids)
Biological process (GO): dephosphorylation; regulation of autophagy
Molecular function (GO): protein phosphatase binding; metal ion binding; phosphatidylinositol-3,5-bisphosphate 3-phosphatase activity
Source: RefSeq, a predicted model, not a curated record
UAAGUUGUUGGGCUGUUGGAGAAUUCGCGACGAUGGCGACGACGGCUCGCUGCUGGAGAGGGACGCAGUGAAGCUGGCCUCGGCUCGGAUAUGACUAAUGUUUAUUCGAUCGAGGCGUGUUUGCUGCUCAGUAAUUGCACGGGCUUCGGAUGAGUCUUCGGCUUCCAACUUCGCUUCGCUCCGUUCCCUGAUUUCCAUGUCUUACUUGUGAGAGUUUCCAAACAGGAUCAUUAGGACUGCUCAUCGGCCGUUACUGAUUGUCUGUGACUGGUCCAGGCCGGAGUUCCUCGUUGGUUGACCCACACUCCUUCACAGGGGCCAUGGAGGAGGACGGGCAGCAGAGCUUGGAGUGUAUCCAGGCCAAUCAGAUCUUCCCCAAGAAGUCCCCCGUCUUAGAGGAGGAAAACAUGCAGGUGCCCUUUCCUGAGCUGCACGGGGAGUCCACAGAGUAUGUGGGGAGAGCAGAGGAUGCCAUCAUCGCAACGUCCAACUACCGCCUCCACAUCAAGUUCAAAGAGUCUGUCGUCAACGUUCCUCUUCAGCUCAUAGAGUGUGCCGAGUGUCGGGACAUGUUCCAGCUUCAUGUCACCUGUAAGGAUUGCAAAGUCAUCAGGUGUCAGUUCUCCACCUUUGAGCAGUGUCAGGAGUGGCUCAAACGGCUGAACACAGUAGCGCGCCCUCCCUCUCGGCUGGAGGACCUCUUCUCAUUCGCCUUCCACGCCCACUGCAUGAAUGUGUACGCUGGUGAGAAGGAGCAGCACGGCGAGCUGUGCAGACCAGGUACCCUACCGCCCCUCACACGUUCUCAGGUUUCCCCCAGCAGAACCUCCUCAUCCUCCUCUUCUCGUGGCUUAUCGGACAUCUCUGCUCUGUCUGCAGGCGAACACGUGACCUCCUGGUUCAAGAACGAGGUGGAGAGGAUGGGCUUUGACACUCAAAACGCCUGGAGGAUAUCCGACAUCAACAGCAAGUUCAGGCUUUGCCCCAGCUAUCCUCAGCAGCUCCUGGUGCCAGCGUGGAUCACUGACAAGGAGCUGGAAAAUGUGGCGGCCUUCCGCUCCUGGAAGAGGUUCCCUGCCGUGGUUUAUAGGCACCAGACCACAGGGGCUGUGAUCGCCCGCUGUGGCCAGCCAGAGGUCAGCUGGUGGGGCUGGAGGAACGCCGACGAUGAGCACCUGGUCCAGUCCAUCGCCAAGGCCUGCGCCGUGGACAGCAGCUCCUGCAAACACCUUUCCAACGGCAACUACACCAACGGCUCUGACCUGCCUGAUACUGACUUUGAAUCUUCCAUGACCAACAGCUCUGAGGUGGAGACUUUGGCCAUCCAGCCCCACAAGUUACUGAUCCUGGAUGCCAGGUCCUACGCUGCUGCUGUAGCUAACAGGGCCAAAGGUGGAGGUUGUGAGUGUCCAGAGUACUAUCCCAACUGUGAGGUGGUGUUUAUGGGCAUGGCCAACAUCCACUCCAUCCGCAAGAGUUUCCAGUCCCUGCGUUUCCUCUGCACUCAGAUGCCUGAUCCAGCCAACUGGCUUUCUGCACUGGAGAGCACCAAGUGGCUGCAGCAUCUCUCCCUGCUGCUGAAGGCGGCGCUGCUGGUGGUAAACGCCGUCGACCGAGACCACAGGCCCGUCCUGGUGCACUGUUCAGACGGCUGGGACCGCACGCCUCAGAUCGUUGCUCUGUCCAAGCUGCUGCUGGACCCUUACUACCGCACAAUCGAGGGUUUCCAGGUUUUGGUGGAGACAGAGUGGCUGGACUUUGGCCAUAAAUUUGCAGACCGCUGCGGCCACGGAGAAAACUCUGAGGACGUGAACGAGCGCUGCCCCGUCUUCCUGCAGUGGCUGGACUGUGUUCACCAGCUGCAGCGACAGUUCCCCUGCUCCUUUGAGUUUAACGAGGCCUUCCUGGUGAAACUGGUGCAGCACACCUACUCCUGUCUGUUCGGCACUUUCCUAUGUAAUAGCGGCAAAGAGAGGGAGGACCGCCGCGUUCAGGAGAGGACCUGCUCGGUGUGGUCACUGCUGAGACCGGCCAACCGCACACUGAGGAACAUGCUGUACUCCUCACACUCCGAGACUGUUCUCCACCCGGUGUGUCACGUACGCAACCUGAUGCUGUGGACGGCGGUCUACCUGCCCAGCUCCUCCCCCACAACCCCCUCUGAUGACUCCUGUGCACCUUACCCUGUGCCCGGUGGCAAUCCUGAGGAUACGCCGCUGGCCAGGCGUACAAAGACUCGCUCUUUCGACAACUUGCCAAGUGCAUGUGAGCUGGGAAACUCUCUGGCUCCUAACCGGCGCUCCAGUGACCCGAGCCUCAAUGAGAAAUGGCAGGACCACCGCCGCUCUCUGGAGCUCAACAUGGCAGUGGGGCCCGAGGGAGGGGGGAACCAGGAUCAGGAGGUGCGACCCAACGGAGUAGGGCCUUACCCAGAUGGAGCGGACUCCGAGCUGGACGACAGCCCGCAGCCCCGGGGCUCAGAGGCUGAGCUCAGACAGAAGGCCUCUGUGAGCGCAGCUGAAACAGGAGACGAGACAGAGGAGGCAGAGCUGUCUGUGGCGGUGGGCGUGGCUGAGGGCCAGAUGGAGAACAUCCUUCAGGAAGCCACUAAGGAGGAGGCGGGAGCAGAUGUCCAGAGGGAGGGAAGUGCUGCCGUCACACAGGUCAUUAACACUGUCGACACAGAGGUGGAGAAAGAAGCACAGGUUGAGAAGGAUGAUCAGUGUGCUAAGGUCAACGGGACUGAGAUCCAAACAGAAGCUUUGGCUAAUGGUCACCAUCCAGAAAAUGGCGUAAUGGAGGCAGAGGAGGAUGGUGAGUCUCCCCCUCUGCCCACACAGAAGGCAGAGGAGCUGGAUCAACAGGCUGCUGAGGUGACUCAGACACCAGACGAUCUGGUGAAGCAGGAUGUUGAGAACUCUUCUGUAGAGGAGCUUGCACACGGACCCAAUGAGUCCAGCUCAAAUGAGCCUGAGCAGCCUGCAGCCCAUAGAACUAUGACUAACGGCUUUUUGGAUAGUUCACCUGAAGAGCCAGGUGUGGAGGAGGAGAUCUGCCCUGACUCUGAACCUGAGCAUGGUGUCUUGGAGCUGGGGGAGCGGUUGGAUAAGAGGACCUCCCUGAUGGAAAGCUCCACAGAGACUUUAACUGAAGAGGCCUGCACCAGGUUGGAGCUAACAGCACAUCCUGUUUGCCCGAGUCGUCAGCCCUGCAGUGACGGCAGGAGCCAUCCGCCCUGCUCCAGGAAAGAGAAAGGACUGGAGACGGGCGAGCAUGGCUUUAUCAGAACUUUAAACGGGGGCAGCAAGCGGCCCUCUGUCAGUGCCUUUCAGUCUAUGAGUGCUGACCUCAACAGGGACGGUGUUUAUAAUGGCGACAGCUUCGAGGUGGAGCCCUGUGGAGGGCCUCACUGGGCCAAAGGGAACGGGGAGAAGGCCCCUCUCAGUCGACAGGUAUCUUUAGCGAGCUGCAACUCCCUGAUCCUCCAUCCACGCGGCAGCUGCUCCCAGCACCGCUGGUGCCACGCCUCGCUAGGCCGGGCCGCCAUCAGCCCGGAGCAGCCGUCACGCAGUCAUCUGGACGACGACGGGCUGACGCUACACACGGACGCCAUCCAGCAGCGGCUGAGGCAGAUUGAGGCGGGUCACCAGAUGGAGGUGGAGACCCUGAAGAAGCAGGUGCAGGAGCUGUGGAGCCGCCUGGAGAAUCAGCACCACGCCGGCUCCCACAGGAUCAACGGAGACAUGGGAGAUGAAGUGACCUCAAUGACAGACUCUGAGUACAACCUGGAUCCCAACUGUUUGUCACGCUGCAGCACAGAGCUCUUCUCCGAGGCCAGCUGGGAGCAGGUGGACAAGCAGGACACUGAGGUGACUCGCUGGUACCCAGACCAUUUGGCAGCUCAGUGUUACGGCUGUGAGAGCAGGUUCUGGCUCGCCACCAGGAAGCAUCACUGCAGUGGCAGGGAGCCUGUCCAGGAGGUCUGGAACUGCGGUAACGUGUUCUGUGCCAGCUGCUGUGACCAGAAGAUCCCAGUGCCAAGCCAGCAGCUGUUCGAGCCCAGCCGCGUCUGUAAGACCUGCUACGGCAGCCUGCAGCUCAGCCCGGCUCCCCUGGACCUGGAGCUGGACAAACCCAUCACGGCCAGCUCCAACUGAGUGUCACUGGACCGGGGGACAGGAGGGGAGGCGGACUGUAGCCGCCGGCCGCCGACACAGGCGAACCGCUGAGGAAGAGCACAGGAGCUACGCAGAAUGUCCCAUGUACUUUGUGUGUGUGUGUGUGUGGUGCAGACUUGAACGUGUACAUACAGAGGAUGGCGUAGCGGAGGAGCUGAAUGACGUGUUGGCGCGAUUGCCCAACGCUCAGAACGAUGGGUGUGCACAGGGGUGGGUGGGUGCUGUGUGUGUGUGAGUGAGUGCGAGAGGAAAACACACACGUUCCACACGGAGGGUUUGUGGCAGUGACGAGGCUGCACUCCGAGGCCGGAGGAGCGAGAAUGGACAAUCCUGGUGCCUUUGGACCAGGCAGGCGGAGGAGGUUGUCUCACUGUGUUGCUGAAGUCUCCUGAAUCAUUUCCCCCUCCCGCCCUGCUCGCCCACGCUUCAUCUCCCAGCGUGGACUUCAGGAGCAAUGUGGAAAAAUCUCCUGGUAAUCACGAGGCACUCCCUCAGCUUUGGAAAAAGUCUGGAUCGCUGAUACUCACGGUGUUGUUGAGGAUAAAGUUUGAAUGUUCAGUUCACCCAGAUUACAAACAAGUAAUGCAACAAUUCAGCUGCUGUGGCUCAGAGACAAAAUAUUCCUCUGAAUAACACGUGACAAAGAACAGCAGCCAUUUUAUUUACAUUUGAGACACUAAAUUAGCUUUUUGGCAUUUUUUUUUUCCUGCUUGAAUUGAUUACAUAAUUUUCCGCAACAUGACCAAGACAUUUUGAAAUAAUUGUUGUUCGUGCCUCACAGCUCUGAGGCUGUUCUCAGUGAUUAGAUGUUGCACUUCUGUAAAGUUUGAAACAGGAAUGGUCGAAUUGUUGCGCGAGAGGCCAAUACAUCGUGACUGUCAGUGAGUCAAGCUGGAACAGCUUGUUGUCAUGAGUCUCUGGUCUCCAUACUCAAGGGAGAGAUGACCCUUCGACCCGUGACAUCACUAUGACAUCAUCGGGGUUGUUUUUCAGACUUGAUAAAUCUCCUCCAGAGCCACAGCAUCAUACAGCAUUACCACAGGCUCACUGCUCUGGGUAAUCCACAGUGUUGUAAUUUGGGUGAACUGUCCCUUUAAAGGUGCACUAAGUAGUUUUGGGGAAGAAAUUUGAAUCAGCAGAGAAAAAUCUUCAUGGACUCAAUAAACAAACUCUCUCUUCAUUUCAACGACUGAGUGAAGUGAGUAAACGAACCGACCUUAAAGGACAAAACAAUCUCGCUCUGUUUGUUUAUGUGUGGCGGACCCUGCCACCCUUCCAGCUUCAAACACAGUUUUCCUCUGAGAACAGCUUGUUAACUCAGUUAUGAUUUCAUAAUAUUUCAAAACUACGUAGUGCCCCUUUAACAAACUCUGGGCUGAGUCUCAACUUUUUGCAGCGGUUUUUAAAUCAGCUUUUCACACAGAACGGCGUAAAUGUGUGCCCGUUAAAUAAAGAGUAUAUAAAUCUAAUUGACAUCAGAAUAGAAAAUAUAGGGAAAAAACCCACAAUUAAUCGGUCGUGAAUCUUUAGUUUGUUGUCUAACGUGUGUUGAGAUUCGGCCCAGAGCUCCGACAGGAUGCUGUCGUCCUGGAAGUUACUGGAUGACAAAAAGAAACUGCUGUUGGGAUUGUUUUUGAAUUCUUACCUUGAGCGGGAGGCGAGUGAAUAAUUGUCACCCCCGUGAGUCUCACCUCAGAAUUAGCCUUCGAUCUUCUGAGAAUCUAAAGCGAGCGCUGAUGGCCGCUCCGCUCUUUGUUCCCCCCCGAUAGACUGUUACUGCUGCUGGGAGCGUAAACUGAUGUGUUGUGGCGUUUUGUCAGUUUGUGUCAGACAAAGCUGCAGGUUGUUUGUGUCCGACACGCUCCGACUGACUGGCUGACUGUGUAAUCUCCUGUUAGCUGUACCUUCAUGCCCUUCACUCACAGCAGCCCCCCCCCUUAUUGUUUUUACCCAGCAGGCACUGGGAGCUGGACGCCUCGUUCCCUUUUUUCGGUGCUUCGGUGGAAAUCACAAAGUGGAGAAUUUGUCACGUUUGAACCCUAAACAUGUUUUUUCUUAUUAUUUUUUUCCUCUUUGAGGCGCUAGUCGAUCACGACCUCACUUGUGAUCUCCGCUUUGAUUGGCUGAAUCCCCCGAGGCGAGUGGCAGAAAGGGCUCUGGGCGUUUUUUGUUUUUUUGUUGUAACUCCAAACGUGACGUUACUGUCAGAGAAGCUUCACUGAGACGCCCACUCUGCCAAACACCCAUUCAAUGACCUCCUCGCACACACACACAUUUCUUUUUGUAAGAUAAAUGAAUAAAAUAAUAUAUUCAGAUAUAUAGCAUUUAAGAAAAAAAAUGUAUAGAAUCCUUGAAUAGUGGCUCACUUAAUUAGUCACCAAAAAGUUUUUUGUUUUUUUUAAAUUUCUUUGUUUUCUUGUUAUUAAUUGUAGAAAGGAAACGUAUAUUUUGAGGCCUGUUGAGGACGACAGGUGUUUUAUUUUGUUGGGUUUUUUUUAAAUAGAGAAGCAGGGUUUCCUGUUUUGAUGCUGCAGUGGGUUUUUGUUUUUGUUUUUGUUUUUCCCUUUUCAAUGCGAUCAUUGACUUUGAUUUAAUUUAUUGAGGUUUUGUUGUUGAAUUGCUGUUUUGAGAUCCAGACAAUUCAAUAAUUGCCACAGGAUAAUCAGUGUUUUACGAGAUGGGACGCCAGAGAUUACUUCUGAUCUGCGGCUGCGGCGACGCUCUUCAUUUCUGCGACCAUUUCUGGAUUAUGCGGCGGGUGAAGGGUGAAGUCGUGUAGCACCCUGCGACCCCCGACGAUCAUCACGUCAAACUGGGGAGAAGAAAAAAACAAACAAAAAACGAGCGCGUCCGUAGCCAACGAGAUGUCUAUGCACUGAGAGAAAACAGUGGUCCAAAUCAAACAGCCUGAAUCCAAAAUAACAAACCCCUGAGAUCACACACACACACACACACACACACACUCCAUUCAAACCCAUCUACAAACA